AUGAGCAGGGCUUGGACGCCCCAGAGCUUCUUCGCGGGAUUUCCUGAGCCUGAAGGCCUUCACGAAAGGACACGGCAAGUGGAAGCCUUUCUUCAUAGGCAUGGAGCGAAUGGACGCAAGGUCGUGCUGGUGACGAGCGGCGGAACAACAGUACCAUUGGAAAAAAAUGUCGUACGGUUUCUCGACAAUUUUUCGGCAGGAACACGCGGUGCAGCAUCAGCAGAAUACUUUCUCAAGCAUGGGUAUGCGGUCAUUUUCAUGUCGCGGCAACACAGUCAAUUUCCCUUUACGCGAUCGUACAGUCACACGACGAACCCACUCUUUGACUUGCUGGAAGAGCCAGGAGCGAAUGGUGGCUCCGUGCGCGUAUGUGAGGACCAGGUUGGCCGACUUCUUCCCAUUUUGCACGCGUAUCAUGAUGCCAAAAAGCACGGACUUCUGUUGACUGUACCGUUUGUGACUGUGAUUGAGUACUUGUUUUUGUUGCGGAAUAUUAGUCUGGCCAUGGCUUCAAUAGGCCGCCAAGCGAUGCUGUAUCUUGCAGCAGCUGUCAGCGAUUUUUUUAUGCCAGAAGACCGUAUUUCUGAGCACAAAAUCCAGUCAUCUGACCAUGCAUUAACGAUCGAGUUGGAGCAGGUGCCCAAGGUGCUGGGUGUCCUCGUACAAGAGUGGCUUCCUGAAGCUUAUAUUGUGAGUUUCAAGCUAGAAACAGAUGAUAACUUGCUCGUUCCCAAAUCAGAGCGCUCGUUGCGGAAUUAUGGGCAUCAGCUCGUUAUUGGCAACCAUCUACACAGGCGCAAGUGGGAAGUGGUCCUUGUUGAACAGACUGCACGUAUGAGAACCAAGACAACUGAUACGACGCAGCCCUUUGAGCACACAUGGAUCCGCCUGCCACCAGGAAGCGAGCGGGAAAUUGAACAGGAUAUUGUGCUGGCACUUGCACAACGACAUAUUGGAUGGAUUGGCAUAGCCUGA
Malassezia globosa CBS 7966 is the source of this 975-nucleotide messenger RNA. RefSeq lists its product as uncharacterized. Lineage: Eukaryota; Fungi; Basidiomycota; Malasseziomycetes; Malasseziales; Malasseziaceae. The transcript has a single exon. The coding region runs from base 1 to 975 and encodes 324 amino acids. Gene Ontology annotation, biological process: coenzyme A biosynthetic process. Gene Ontology annotation, cellular component: cytoplasm; nucleus. The record is from RefSeq and is a predicted model, not a curated record. Gene Ontology annotation, molecular function: phosphopantothenate--cysteine ligase activity.